UGUUGUUGUUUACCUCUUUCAACGCACGUGCGUCUCGUAAUUUGUGUGAUUUUCUAGUUAAUUUGGAGGAUCUAAGAACUCCACGAUGCCGCCCGUUGCCCAGGAGGGCAAUUGCCUGAUCUACCGCGGCAGCAACUUUCUCAAGCAGCGCCUAAUCCUGGCCUGCCUGUCCGGCAAGCCGGUGAAGAUCAACCAAAUCCGCUCGGAGGACGAGGCGGCACCGGGUCUGCGGGAAUACGAGAUCAGUUUGAUCCGUCUGCUGGACAAGAUCACCAACGGCACCAAGAUCGAACUGAAUCCCGCCGGCACGAGUGUCAUGUUCUCGCCGGGAUUGCUGCACGGCGGUCAGAUCCAUCACGAUUGCUGUGUGCAGCGUGGCAUUGGUUAUUACUUGGACGCCCUGAUUGCUUUGGGUCCCUUCUGCAAGAAUCCGCUGCACUGCAGCCUGCGCGGCGUGACCAACAGCAGGGAUUCGCCAUCGGUGGACCACAUCAAGGGUGCAGCCCUCUCGCUGCUCAAGCGCUUCCUUCUGGUCGACGAGGGCCUGGAACUGAAGGUCAUACGGCGUGGAGUGGCUCCUUUGGGCGGCGGCGAGAUCACCUUUCGCUGCCCGGUGCGCAAGAGCCUGCGCGCCCUGCAGUUCCAGGCGCAGGGCAUGGUCAAGCGCAUCCGGGGCACCGUCUACGCCUGCAAGGUCUCGCCCGCCCUGGCCAAUCGCACCGUGGAGGCGGCCAAGGGCUGCAUGCUCAAGUUCCUGCCCGAUGUCUAUAUCUACACCGAUCAGAACAAGGGCAAGAUGUCUGGGAAUUCACCUGGCUUCGGCAUCUGCCUGAUUGCGGAGACCACGGACGGCGUUUGCUACGCCGCCGACUGCAAUUCCAACACAAGGGAGGAGUCGGACACCCCCUCCAUACCCGAGGAUCUGGGCCAGGAGGUGGCCAUGCGUCUGCUCGACGAGAUCUACCGCGGUGGCUGCGUGGAUUCCACCUACCAAUGGCUGGCGGCACUUUAUAUAGCAUUGGGACAGAAGCACGUCUCCAAAUUCCUGACCGGCGCUCUGUCCACCUACACUGUUCACUUCCUGCAACAUCUGCGCGACUUCUUCUCGAUCACCUUCAAGCUGGAGAAUCCCGAGGCGGAGGAUGAGGACGAGGAUGUGCGGGGUGCCCAGAAGGUCCUGAUGGCCUGUGUCGGGAUUGGCUACACGAACAUCAAUAAGCGCGUUACCUAAACUGUUCUCUUGGCUAAAAAUUGUAGGAAUAAAUGUAUUUUUUUUAUCACUUA
Molecule: messenger RNA, 1284 nt
Organism: Drosophila takahashii
Lineage: Eukaryota; Metazoa; Arthropoda; Insecta; Diptera; Drosophilidae
Gene: Rtc1
Product: RNA terminal phosphate cyclase 1
Biological process (GO): ribosome biogenesis; endonucleolytic cleavage of tricistronic rRNA transcript (SSU-rRNA, 5.8S rRNA, LSU-rRNA)
Cellular component (GO): nucleolus
Molecular function (GO): RNA endonuclease activity
Source: RefSeq, a predicted model, not a curated record